CGUGUCUCGUUGCCAGAGCAUCCUUUCGUCAUGGCGUCUGUUUCAGCUAAAUGUGUUGUUAACCUGCGAGUUAUAUCUGUUUUCUUCCUUUUGGUGCUAUGUCUGCCACCCGGAGGAGGACAAAAGAAAAAGGAGAACCUGCUGUCAGAGAAGGUUGACCAGAUGAUGGAGUGGUCUUCUCGGCGUUCAGUCAUCCGGAUGAAUGGGGACAAGUUCCGUCGUUUUGUCAAGGCUCCACCCAGGAACUACUCUGUCAUCGUCAUGUUCACUGCUCUGCAGCCUCAGCGGCAGUGUUCUGUCUGCAGACAGGCAAAUGAGGAGUAUCAGGUCCUGGCAAACUCCUGGCGUUACUCAUCUGCAUUUUCCAACAAGCUCUUCUUCACAGUUGUGGACUAUGAUGAGGGAGCUGAUGUCUUCCAACAGUUGAACAUGAAUAGUGCUCCAACCUUCAUGCAUUUCCCUGCAAAGGGAAAGCCGAAGAGGGCUGAUACUUUUGAUCUGCAAAGGAUUGGUUUUGCCUCAGAGCAGCUGGCCAAAUGGAUUGCCGACCGCACAGAUGUUCAGAUCCGGGUCUUUCGUCCUCCUAAUUAUUCAGGAACUAUUGCUUUGGCUCUCUUAGUGUCUCUGGUUGGAGGUCUGCUGUAUCUGAGGAGGAACAACUUGGAGUUCAUAUAUAACAAGACUGGAUGGGCCAUGGCUGCUUUGUGUGUGGUUUUUGCAAUGACCUCGGGUCAGAUGUGGAAUCACAUCCGCGGUCCCCCUUAUGCCCACAAAAACCCACAGAAUGGACAAGUGAGUUAUAUUCACGGAAGCAGCCAGGCUCAGUUUGUGGCUGAAUCUCACAUCAUCCUCCUUCUGAAUGCUGCGAUUACCAUGGGGAUGGUUCUGCUCAACGAGGCUGCUACCUCCAAAGGAGAUGUUGGCAAACGAAGAAUCAUUUGCCUAGUUGGCCUUGGGCUGGUGGUCUUCUUCUUUAGCUUCCUGCUCUCCAUCUUCAGAUCCAAGUACCAUGGAUACCCCUACAGCUUCCUUAUUAAGUAAAAAAGAAAAGACAGAGGAGGAGGUCAGAGGAUUGCGAAGAGGCGGUAUAGGUGAGGAGAAGAGGAGUCAAGAAUAUACUUGAAAAGCAGUUGUUUUUCUGAUGAGUCUACAUGGUGGGCUUUCUUUUUGUGUGUGUUGCUUUGUAUCAACAUCUUUAAAAAAAUCUUCAAGUGAAAUAAAAAGUUCAGCGUUUUGUUUGAACACUGGAAAAAUAAAGGCAUGUCACUGUACAAUGGUUUCUUUGUUAUUCUUGCCAAUGGAUGAAUAUUUUUUGUGGGUCGAUAAAUAGGCAGCUUUUACGUUUUAAUCAAGUUACAGUAGCUUAUUUAUCAAAAAAAGGAAAAGUGCCACCAGUGAAGCUCUGAACUAAAGACUUUAUAGAAAACUUACCAACAAGAAGCAAAAUCGCACAAAAAUAUUACCAUGUAAACAUUUGUUAAUGGUUAAUAACAUAAAGAUUUUAAUAAAGACCUGGUAUGUUCA
Melanotaenia boesemani (Boeseman's rainbowfish) is the source of this 1524-nucleotide messenger RNA. RefSeq names its product tumor suppressor candidate 3 (gene tusc3). Gene Ontology annotation, cellular component: oligosaccharyltransferase complex. The coding region runs from base 31 to 1041 and encodes 336 amino acids. The transcript has 10 exons. The record is from RefSeq and is a predicted model, not a curated record. Lineage: Eukaryota; Metazoa; Chordata; Actinopteri; Atheriniformes; Melanotaeniidae.